AUGGCAGGGUGGCUGCCCUUGCUGCUCUGUAUUUUCUUCUCGGUCGGACUCAGCACGCGGCAGCUCGCCCUCGCCGGCGCCGCCUCCAGCUCCAGCUCCAAGAUAGUGACCAGCCUCCCUGGGUUCCCCGGCCGCCUUCCCUUCCACCUCGAGACAGGGUACGCAUUUCUCCACUGUCUUCUUUGUUUGGUUAGUUUUCUACGCACCAAGACGUACGGUUCCCUGCGUAUGGUAGCCAGGAGGUAUGUGGAGGUGGACGAGGACAACGGCGCCGAGCUGUUUUACUACUUCGUGGAGUCCGAGGCCGGCGGCGAGAAUGCCCCUCUCCUUCUCUGGCUCACCGGCGGCGACCACUGCUCCGUGCUCAGCGGCCUCGCCUUGGAGAUCGGUCCGUUCCAAUUCGUCGCAGAGCCUUACAAUGGCACUGUGCCUAGCCUGGAAAUCAAUCCUUUCUCAUGGACGAAGGUUCAUUCAUGUGUUGACAAUGAUCUUCUACAGGUGGCAAAUAUCCUAUUUGUGGAUACACCGGUUGGGGCAGGGUUUUCCUUUUCUAGAAAACCCGAAGGCUACAAUGUUGGGGAAAUAUCUACCUCAUUGCAGCUCCAUGAACUACUCAUCAAGUGGUCCAUUGACCAUCCCAAGUUCCUCGCAAGGCCCCUCUACAUCGGGGGAGACUCAUAUGCUGGAAAAAUUGUACCUUUUAUAGCUCAGAAGAUUUCAGAAGGUAUCGAAGCUGGAAGGAGCCCCAUCCUUAAUCUUAAGGGCUAUCUGGUAGGCAACCCGCUGACCGGGGAAACCAUUGAUAUAAGCUACAGAGUGCCAUACGCUCACGGAUUCGGUAUAAUAUCCGAUCAACUAUACGAGACGAUAUCUGGGCAUUGCCGAGGUGAAGACUACAACAGCCCUAGAAAUGUAUUAUGUGCUCAAGCUCUGGGCACUUUCAACGAUCUCCUCUCCCAAGUUAUGACCGCCCAGAUUUUGCUGGACAGAUGCGCUUAUGCAUCUAGCAGACCAACAGAAAAAUCAGGUGGUUCUGCUCGAAAGAUCCUAAGCGAGGAAGCUGGAAUCUUAAAGGGGAAACAAUUGAAAAAUCCAACACCACGUGUGCCACUUGGCUGUAUUAGCUACACCGCUUACCUGUCAUAUUACUGGGCAAACGACGAGCUGACCCGAGAAGCCCUGGGAAUCCACAAGGGGACCGUGGACGAGUGGGUGAGGUGCCAAAGCGGCAACAUGCCGUUCACCAGAGACAUCAAGAGCAGCAUCAAGUACCACCGGAAUGUCACGGCCAACGGCUACCGCGCGCUGGUCUACAGCGGUGAUCAUGAUGCAAUUGUGCCGCACCUGGGGACGCAGGCAUGGGUGAGGUCGCUCGGCUUCCCCGUUGUCGAUGACUGGAGGGCAUGGCAUCUCCAUGGCCAGUCCGCUGGAUUCACUAUAAGUUAUGCUAACAACAUGACAUUCACGACGAUAAAGGGAGCUGGACAUACUGCCCCUCAGUACGAGCCCGAGAGGUGCUUCGCCAUGUUCAGCCGUUGGAUAGUGGAUCAUCCACUGUAGGCCACAGUAUUCUACGUUAUCUAGUAGCUACACACAAGUAUCUGUUCCAUCUAUUAUGUACCAGUACCACCGUUUGUCUCGAUGUCUUUCUUCACAUUGAUGAUGGUUGGAGAUUUUAAUCUCCUUAGAUCCCCACAAGACAGGA
Lolium rigidum is the source of this 1705-nucleotide messenger RNA. Its product is annotated as serine carboxypeptidase-like 19. The coding region runs from base 1 to 1560 and encodes 519 amino acids. The record is from RefSeq and is a predicted model, not a curated record. Gene Ontology annotation, biological process: proteolysis; secondary metabolic process. Lineage: Eukaryota; Viridiplantae; Streptophyta; Magnoliopsida; Poales; Poaceae. The transcript has 13 exons. Gene Ontology annotation, molecular function: serine-type carboxypeptidase activity; acyltransferase activity, transferring groups other than amino-acyl groups.